GCCGAACGGAGCCCGAAAGAAGGGGGAAAGAUGGAAAGAGAGAGAGAGAGAGAGAGAAAGGAUGAAACAUUUCUCGCAGAUUGCCGAAAAUUUCCAUGGGUGCUUCUCUGAACAAGACGCCAUGGCUCAAGCCUUAGGGUUUCCAUUUCAGGUUCUCUGAGGGUUAUAGAUCUAUUAGUGUCUAGAGAGCAAUUUUUGUACAGAAACCAGAACAGAGAGUGUAUGUCGUACCGACGUCAAUGAACUUAUAGUUUAAAAAAUGGAGAAUGAGGAUGGGCUUGAGCUUAGCUUGGGUCUGUCCCUGGGUGGAACUUCUGUCAAGUCUCAAGGUAAAAUCACUAGCUCCUCAGGUGCAAACAUUGAAGAAAGCGAUAGAGGCAAUAAAUUGGUUGAUGAUUAUAAGAAUUUUCUUCAUGGAGAUAAUCAGAGGCAAGAAUCAGACACUGGAUCUUUCCAAAGUAAUUCAAUUCCAUCUAAAGAUAAUUUCUUUAGUGACCUGUCCAAGGUCAGUGUGGAUGGCGUCUCUUCGAUCGAUUUGAAGAGGAAAGGAACCUGGACUGAUAGUAAUUACGCUGAAGCGGAGGACGAAAAUCUGCCGGAGAUCGGCAAUAAGCGGAAGUUACUGUUAAUGGAAAUGAACAGUCAAAAGAAGCAGGAAGGGGAAUCUCAUCACGUUGAUUUACAUGAAAAAGGAAGGGCAUCAUACAUUUCCUCAACUGAAGAUGGUUCGACUGCUGAAAAAGGCGAUGUUGUCGAGUCUAGAGCUGAAGGUUCAACAUCAAGACUAGCAUCGAAAUAUGAUGAUGGCGGCUUCAAACAAUGUAUAGGAGAUUCUAGUUUGCCUAAGGCUUCAAAGGAUAUCUCUGUAUUUUCUGAUUCAAGUGCUGUAGAGUUAAGUAGGCAGAAAAGGUUUAACAGUUCAUCAAUUGGAGUUUCAAACUCUGUCCAAGCCAUGAAUAUGCAUAAUAAUGUGCCUUUUCCUUUAUCGGCCAAGGACACUAACACUCUUGGUGCAUCUAGCACUUCUGGUCACUUGCAACUUGGAAUGCAGCAUGUGCUACCUUCUGUAAAUGGUGACCGAUCAGGGGCCGAACACGUAAACCAUCGAAACUUGCCUCUUAUGUCUGGCAUUUCACCGAUUCAGAUUUCAGCAAUGAACAAAGAUAAAUCACGGGGUUUGGUUUCUCAUCGUCAAAUGAUCCAUCAUACCUACGGUAGUGCCGGUGCAUCAUCUAGCUCAGCUGCUGCGCAAGUAAUUGGACCGUUUUCAUCCGAGGGUUUGUUGUACGGCGGGAGGGCAACGGAGCAUACCAAAGGCGAUAGCAAACAGCCUGCCAUGGACGAGGGAUCAUCUUCUCAAGCAGAACACGCAAAAGGAAGCAGCCCGAACAUUAAUGCAAAAGACGUAUUAGAAAUGUCGAAAGCAGCAGGCGUCUCCCUUGAUUUUCCAGCUAUUAAGCCAGGCAUUGCUGCAGAUAUUGAAUUUGGUGGAUGUGGUUCAUAUCCAAACCUUCCUUGGGUUUCUACCACUGGUCCAGGCCCUGCAGGUAAGACAAUCUCUGGUGUAACAUAUAGAUACACUGCCAACCAAAUAAAGAUUGUUUGUGCUUGCCAUGGUACUCACAUGUCUCCCGAAGAGUUCAUUCGACAUGCCAGUAACGAGAAUUUUAGUGCACAGAACGACAACGGUCCCGCAACGAUUCCAAAUAAAAACUCUGCUGCCUCGGCACAAAGCUGAUUCGAUAGCAUCUGCGUUAUUUACGAUUUUACUUGUUUUCGUUAUUUGGUUCGAACGAAAAUGUCGGGGUUGCAGAAGUGGCUGGUAGACAUGGUUUUUUGCAGGCACCUGCUUGUUGUUUGUUUCCUCCUAUGAUAUGGUAAGAGUUCAUUCGACAUGCCAGUAACACAUGCCAGUAACGAGAAUUUUAGUGCACAGAACGACAACGGUCUCGUAACGAUUCCGAAUAAAAACUCUGCUGCCUCGGCACAAAGCUGAUUCGAUAGCAUCUGCAUUAUUUACGACUUUACUUGAACAGUAUCUGUUCUAUAUGUUUUUGUUAUUUGCUUAGAACGAAAAUGUCGGGGUCACAGAAGAGGCUGGUAGACAUGGUUUUUUGCAGGCACCUGUUUGUUGUUUGUUUCCUCCUAUGAUAUGGUAAGCUGAUAGUGUUCCUAAGUAUGUCUGAUGUAUUAUAAGCUUCAUCGUUAUAUAGUCGUAUCGAAUUAAUUUUCAUAA
This is a messenger RNA of Cucurbita moschata (crookneck pumpkin), 2236 nucleotides long. Its product is annotated as ninja-family protein mc410. NCBI's taxonomy places the organism in Eukaryota, Viridiplantae, Streptophyta, Magnoliopsida, Cucurbitales, Cucurbitaceae. The transcript has 3 exons. The record is from RefSeq and is a predicted model, not a curated record. Bases 260 to 1738 code for a protein of 492 amino acids. Gene Ontology annotation, cellular component: nucleus. Gene Ontology annotation, biological process: jasmonic acid mediated signaling pathway; negative regulation of DNA-templated transcription.